AUGUGCAAGGCAGGAUAUAUAAUGGACGCGAUGGGCUAUUGUCGCUGUGAGACAGGGUUUUAUGAUUUUUUUGAUGGAGAAAAUACAGUUUGCAAAGGUAAAAAAUAUUUAGCUUGUGAUAAUAAUUGUGAUAGUUCUUGUGGGGGCAGUGAAGAUUGCUAUAAAUGUGCGGAUACCGCUAUUAAUUACAGCCAGCAGUGCAAAGAAAUUAAUUUUGGUUAUAAGACAGCCUUUAAGGAAGGAAUAAUUACAAUCUUUUUUGCUUCUGAUAUUAGCUAUUAUUUGACUAACUCUCUAAAGAAAGGAGGCUAUUUUUUUUAACUGAAAUUAGUAAUUUUAUAAUUCUCACGUAAAGUAUUUUGCUAGCUAUAAGAGAUGCAGUAUCCAAUAUAUUAGAAAUCAUUAGAACUGCUUAGGAGUGAUUAUCAUCAUAUUGGCUAUGUAAAAAUCGUCUAAAAAGGAUUGAGAUUAAUUUUCUCGAAUUUUCAAUAGAAUCGUUUUAUUAAGAAUGGUGAGGUGUAAGAAGAAUUUCAAGGUAAAUUCUAAUGACGGAAGAACUUUUGAUACAGAAAGUUGGUGGGUAGAGCGUUAUAACUUGAAAACUUAUAAAAUCCAUACAGACUUGGCAAGAAGUGAUUUGCCAGUAAGCGUUGUUCUUGAUUUUAAUCGUGGAUAA
Blepharisma stoltei is the source of this 676-nucleotide messenger RNA. Lineage: Eukaryota; Ciliophora; Heterotrichea; Heterotrichida; Blepharismidae. The record is from the annotation of a GenBank genome assembly.